GUUUUCCUUUUUUUUACACCCAAGUCCAUAUUUGGUUAAUGACGCCACAGGACACCCAGAGAUUCAUUUUAUAAGGAUCCUGCUGCGUCCAGGAGCCGUUUGAUGAGAGAUGAGAGGCGCUAUACUCACUAAAUCACAGAAAUAUAUUUCAGCAUAUCAACAUUCAGCAUGUUGGAGGGGACGGUGAUAACUGGUUAGUGGUUCAAAUGAUCUCCAUCCAUAAAUAAGAUGACAACAAAACUCGUUGAAGAGGUCUGCGCGUCUCUCGCGGACGAUAUUCCAGAGGAAAUGUACGCGGCGGAAGGCGGGCUGUCGGUGGUUUUUAAAGAAGAGGCUGCAGCUGACGAAGAACAUGAAGGUGAGGAGGGUAAUCUGCUGUUCGCGGACAAAAGCGCAGCAAAUCUGCCGCUGCAGGCCGAUUUGGCGCAGUACGUGGCCACUUUACGCACGCAGUCUGUGGCGUUUACCGGCAAGUUCUCGCUGGAGUCCAGAGGUGCUGGAGGCUCGUGGACCCCCGGGGACGUCCUCAACGUGGUCAGUGCUGACAUUUCCACUCCUGAACCAGCCGCCGUGUCUCCUGCGGUGUCACCAGAUAUUUACACAGAAGGAUCAGACGCAGCGGACAUGGCGCACGGCCAGCCGGACCUGAGCCACAUGUACUCAUCCACUCACCCCCAUCCUCACCCGGCCCCUUCUUACUCCUGCAGCGGGGACGUAUACCAGGAACCUUCGUCUGGUGGGUACCUGGCCACGUCCACCUGCGCCGUGUCCUACCACCCGCCUCCAUCCUACAGCUCUGCGCCCAAACCAGCGGUCGACGGCGCCGCUCUGCUCUCCAUUGUGCCAGAAUACGGAGGCUUCUACCAACAGAGCUGCCAGAGAGACAUUCAGACGGCGUUCCCGGACAGGAAGACCCUCCCGUACCCGUUGGACUCCCUAAGGAUCCCACCCCCUCUCACGCCUCUCAACACCAUCAGGAACUUUACGCUCGGUGCGCCAUCGCCGGGCGCCGAAGGUCCGAUGGCGCCUGCUUUCCCCGCACACCAGAACCUCCCUCUUAGACCCAUCCUGAGGCCCAGAAAGUACCCAAACCGGCCGAGCAAGACACCGGUUCACCAGAGGCCGUACCCGUGCCCGGCCGAGAGCUGCGACCGCAGGUUCUCCCGGUCGGACGAGCUGAGCCGACACCUGCGCAUCCACACCGGGCACAAACCGUUCCAGUGCCGCAUCUGCAUGAGGAACUUCAGCCGCAGCGACCACCUGACCACGCACAUCCGCACGCACACCGGAGAGAAACCGUUCUCCUGCGACCAGUGCGGGAGAAAGUUCGCCAGGAGUGACGAGAGGAGGAGGCACCUGAAGAUUCACCUCCGGCAGAAGGAGAAAAAAUCCUCCUCAUCCUAAACCUCCUCCUCGCUGCUGCUCAGUGAACUCCAUGAAAUGAACAAGCAGCGGAAUUAAUCCAAAGUUUAAUUUGUCUUUGUUGCCUUCAUGCGCAAAAGAGCCACAAAUCGUUUUGGAAUCAAUGAUUGAAAUCAGAACCAAUCAAGCAGGUAAAGGAGCCGCAGGAUGG
Thalassophryne amazonica is the source of this 1573-nucleotide messenger RNA. RefSeq names its product early growth response protein 2b-like. The transcript is spliced from 2 exons. Gene Ontology annotation, biological process: regulation of transcription by RNA polymerase II. NCBI's taxonomy places the organism in Eukaryota, Metazoa, Chordata, Actinopteri, Batrachoidiformes, Batrachoididae. The record is from RefSeq and is a predicted model, not a curated record. Gene Ontology annotation, molecular function: RNA polymerase II cis-regulatory region sequence-specific DNA binding; DNA-binding transcription factor activity, RNA polymerase II-specific. The coding region runs from base 229 to 1404 and encodes 391 amino acids.